UGUCGGGCGUUUCUCGUUUUCGCAGUGCGUUACCAUUUUUUUAUCAACACCUACCUAAGCUUACGGUUUGCCGGUCGAGUGUGGUAUAAUAUUAUUAUUAACACCAUCGAUUACCAUAAUAGUAAUAAUAAUUAUUACUACGAUAAACAGACGCGGAAAAAAGAAAAUCAGCCGAAAAUAAUAUUUCGUGCCGCCCGAACGUCAUGCCACACGUCGGGUGGUGUUCCAUAAGGAUAUGCUAUAAUAUCAAAUCGAGUUCAGCAAACGCCGAGGAAUGAUAUGAUAAUUACCGUUGUAAUAAUAAUAAUUGUCGUGUUAUUAUCAAUCGUUCUGCGCAUCGCGGUAAUGUGUGAAAUAUUAUAUUAUUACGCUUCGUACUCUACACCGCACACGUCGCGCAAAUGUGUCGUACCGCGUAAAAUCCGACCGAGCAGUGCCUACCUACACCGAUCCGGCCCGCAAUAAUGUGCCGAAACAGUAAAAAUAAUUACAAUAAUAAUGGAAUAAUAAUAAUGGUACAUCGUUCGAACGUGUUUUCGCCCAUUGUAUCGCGUUCCGUCGGGUUUUAAGUGACGAAUGAUACUGCUGCAGCACUAUAACAAUAAUAUACAGACCGCCGAACCGUUUACAAUAUACCUCUAUAUAAGUAAUUGUUGCCGUUGAACCACGCUGACGGGCGGCGGCGUGAGCAAAACGAUUGUUAUUAAAAUAAUAAUAAUAAUAUUUUUUUUCGAAAAACAACAAUAACGACGACGACGACGACGACGAAACCGAUCGCGCACAGCAGUCCGGGCUAGAGCCGUCGCUUUUCGCGAGCGCAGACACACACACAUUCUAUAGAUGGUGUAUUAUCGGAUCCGAUUUUCGAAAACACUUGUUGCUAUCGCCUCGUCAAAUGCGCCGAACGAUGCUGCUCAUCAUCACCACGACAAUCCUCGCGCUCGUGGUCCAACAGAACAACGCAUGUUUCGUGAAGAGUGCUUUGCGUUUUGUCCAAAAAGCAGUCGUCAGAUGGGAUGGGUUUGAUGCAAAAUACUUACAAACGUUGUCCGUCAACGAUAAAAACGUGGACAUCAAAUACUGGAAUUCGAAACUCGGCAACCAUAAAUCUAUAAAAAUAAGGUUCGAUCACGAGUACGAAUUGUCAGAACAUUGGAUUCCGGAUAUGCCUUUAAAAGUGAUCAUACACGGAUGGCUCGACUCCAUCAUACACGAGGAUGGCGUGUCUUGUAUAAAAACAGCUUACUUAAACGUCGGCGGAUAUAACGUGAUAACCGUGGACUGGGGCGGCAUAGCGGGAUUCCGGAAUUACAUGUUGCCGAUGUUGAUGACGUCAAAAAUAGGCGCCAGACUGGCCAAGGUGUUGGACAAUAUCGUGGACCUCGGAGUCGUCGAAUCGGCGGACAUACACCUGAUCGGGCACAGUCUAGGGGCCCACAUCGCCGGCGUGUGUGGGUCCCUGAUGAAGUCGGGGUUGAUCGGCCGGAUAACGGGUCUUGAUCCGGCAGGACCGGGCUUUGAGUUUGCAAAGCUGCAGAAAAAAGGGCUGAAGAAAUCGGACGCUCUGUUCGUGGACGUUAUCCACACGUCGGGUGGUUCCACCGGCAUUUAUCACUCGGCGGGGCACGCGGACUUUUUCCCGAACGGCGGCAGCGUGCCUCAACCGGGCUGCUACGACGGUAUGAAGCUCGAAAGGAUAAUCGGACUAGUUGGAUGUAGCCACUCGAGGGCGUACAUGCUGUACGCCGAUUCGGUGUACUACCCUGGUACGAUGAUGGGGUACAAGUGCCUGUCCUGGAAUGAUUACGUGAACGACGACUGCGACAGUGACGACAAAACGCCGAUGGGACACAGCGCUUCGCACACGGCGAGAGGUGAUUUCUAUUUCAGGACCACAAGCACUUCUCCUUACAAUGAUCCGGAUGCACCGAAGGAAGACCUCUGAAGUUAUAUCCUCUUUAUAUUUCUAACGAGGCGAAGUCGUCACCGUGUACAGGACAUGAAGGAAUUCCAUUUGUUGACAUUUAAGUUAAGAUUAACAGCAAUCUCAGCAAUAUUAAUUUGUAAUUAACACCAAGAAUAAACUAUUAAUAUUUUUAUGUUGAUUUUCAACGGACCUAAUAUUUUAGUCGUGUGAUAAAUCGAUUUGACUUAUUCUUAAUAUUGUGUUAUUAUUAUUCAUUAUUUUUAAUGUAAUUUAUAAUGUUUAUUGUUUAAAUUAAAUUAUUUAAAUUUCUGUUAUUUUUGUUAAAAAUAUUUUGUGAAUUUACACAAGUUGUUAAUAAAUGCGUGUAUAAAGAAACUUAGUUCGGAUUUUAAUACAUUCAGGAGACUUAGCACAGUCUCAUUUUACGUUCUAGUGCAGUACGUGACCAGAAAACUUGGGACGCUACGCAUUAUAAAAUAAAUGGUCGCACGAAUAAUAAAUUUA
Messenger RNA from Metopolophium dirhodum (rose-grain aphid), 2431 nucleotides. Its product is annotated as pancreatic lipase-related protein 2-like. Gene Ontology annotation, biological process: lipid metabolic process. The record is from RefSeq and is a predicted model, not a curated record. The transcript has 7 exons. The coding region runs from base 896 to 1945 and encodes 349 amino acids. Gene Ontology annotation, molecular function: lipase activity. NCBI's taxonomy places the organism in Eukaryota, Metazoa, Arthropoda, Insecta, Hemiptera, Aphididae.